AUGACAGUGAAGGAGGCGUUGGCGAGCUGGAAGGGCGAGGCGGUAGAGGCUGCCAUGGACGAGGAGAUCCGUAGCCUCAUCAGCAACGGCACGAGGAAGCUGGUCGAACGCCCGCGUGGGGUAAACAUCAUGAAGAACUGGUGGGUGCUGAUGACCAAGUACCGCAUCGACGACACCGUCGUGCGCGAGAAGGCGAGGCUGGUCGUGAAGGGCUUCACGCAUGUGUACGGCGCCGACUACGACGAGACGUACUCGCCGGUGGGCAGCUACGUCAUGCUGAGGAUCUUCCUCAGCAUCGUUGCCGUCCUCGACCUCAACCUGGUGCAGCUCGACCUGAAGAACACUUUCCUGCAGAGCAAGCUCGACCGGGUGCUGUACAUGUACCAGCCGGACUACUACAACGACGGGACCGGCCGGGUGUGCAAGCUACUGAAGAGCCUCUACGGGCUGAAGCUGUCACCGCUGGUGUGGUAUAUGGCUCUCGACGGUGUGCUGCUGGGGGCAGGAUGGAAGAAGACCCAGGCCGACGAGGCGCUCUACUUCAAGGUCGGCGACGACGGAGUGACCUGCUGGGUGCUGGUCUACGUCGACAACCUACUCGCCGCCAGCAGCAGCACCGUGAUGCUGAAACGCUUCAUCGACGAGGAGCAGAUCAGGCGCAUCCAGAAAACACCGGUCUCGGUCGACGCCUAUGCCGAGCUGACAUUCGACGACGAGGAGGCGCAGGAGCGCAAGGAGGAGUACCGGCAGAAGGUCGGCUCGCUGCAGUUUGCGGCGACGACGACGAGGCCGGACAUCGCCUGCAGCAAGCUGAGAAGCGACCUCACGGUGAGGAGCGACCAGCACUGGCGCGAGGUCAACCGUUGCCUCGCCUACCUCGCCGACACCCGCGACACCGCCCUGGAGUUCGGCAGUGGACCAGAGUCACUGAAGCUGGUCGGCUACGUGGACGCCGACGACGGCGGCGAUAAGCAGAACCGGACGAGCACGGGCUGCUACGUGUUCGUCUACGGAGGGGCCGCAGUCUCCUGGCCGAGUUCGCGCAUCAAGUGCGCGACAUUGUCGUCGACCGAGUCGGAGUACGUGGCGGCCACGGACGCUGGCACGGAUGGACGCCGACUCGGCUUCCUCCUUGCGGAGUUCCAGCAGCUCGACGCUGGAAAGCCGACUGUCCUUCGGGUGGACAAUGAGUCGGCCAUCACGGUCGUUGAGGGCUUGGGGCUGAUGGGCAACCUCAAGCACAUUGAGCAACGCUACUCGUGGCUGCAACACAUGGGAGCCCAAGCGUGA
This is a messenger RNA of Closterium sp. Naga37s-1, 1290 nucleotides long. The record is from the annotation of a GenBank genome assembly. Lineage: Eukaryota; Viridiplantae; Streptophyta; Zygnematophyceae; Desmidiales; Closteriaceae.